GGGAGAAGGAGAUGCUGGAGGAGAAGCUCCGUUCCGCGGAAGACAAAGCCAAAACAGCGGAAGCUGCACGCCAACAAUUGCAGGGGGAAGCCCAUCUUAGUGCAUCUGCCCUUAGACAGCGAAUUUUGGAGCUGGAAGAAGAUAAGAAGAGGCAGGAGGCAGAGGCAGAGGAAAACGAAGCUCUGAUACUCCAGCUGCAAGGGAGACUAGAGGAAAAGGUUCAGCAAGUCACAAUCCUGGAGGUUAAGAACAAACAGCAAGCUCGCCUGCUCCAUCAGGUUCGUGGUGUGCGGAACUCUUUGAUGCAAGUCCUCCAAGAAUCGAAGGAAACUGAGACAGUCCAAGGCGUUCCUACCACUUCUGUAGCGGCGUCAGUUCGAGAGCCUGAAAUAAUGAAGUUGAAAGCAGGGAUGAAAGCUGCCUUGGCGCAUAUAAAGGACUUGGAGUGUUUCAUAGAUGAGAUGAGAAAAGAACAGCGGCGAGGAGUCCAUCCACGCUACGAGAUAUCGGCAGCCUCCGGUGACUCCUCUGCUCGUUCACUACACAGCAGGCAAAUUGACGAGCCAUGCAGAAGGCCUUUGAGGGCGCUGCCAACCCUUGGAGACGAGCUGGAAAAGUUAGGUGGUGCUUCCGAAAUUGGCCACGGCCGGGAGGUGCCUGGUUCUGCGAUCAAAAAGGGGGUCGGCAGGGAGACAGAAAGCUCUCCAUCUGGCGAGCCUGAUACCCCUCCUCAUUGUGAGGAAUCCAGGGUUGCUGGCGAGGAAGCAAGCGAUGAGGCUGGAAGCCCCACCAGUGCCGCGAAUUUCGAAGCACCUCUAUCUAAACAGCCUAGCAUUAGGGAGCAGAUUGUGACGGUGGAGAAGCAAAAGGCUGUCGCCAGCAAAGUUUGUGGUGCCGAUCCUUCUCGCGUGCGACGCCCUCGCACAGCUCGUGCCGGAACAACUGGGGAUGCAGCAUCUUUUGCAUCCUUGCGCUCUGAACCGUCGACAAUCGAUGCUGUUUCCAAAGAGCCUACCUCUUCUGCGAGCCUUCCAGAAGUCGAAGACAUUUUUGAUCCACUUGACCUGCUGAAGUCUGAGGACGCAACCGAGGCAGAUGCCCAAGAAAGCCUUGCAGUGAAUGACCGCCUUUCGCGCACUUCGCAUGCAGCACAGAGAGUCCUUUCUGCUGAUCGGACAAAACCGAUUAGCUCAAAGAGUCGGCCGUAUCUGGUCCACCGGUCGGCUGCAGAUGCAGCGAGGAGUUCAAAUGCCUCUGAGCUACCACCAAGCAGGGUGUCUCCGAAGAUGUCUGAUGGACAUUCAUUCAGCUCUGGUGGAUUCGAGAUGCCAGAUGGGGGAAGGAGAUGCCGGUCGCGGGCAACAGAAAGCGAUGUUUCUAAUGAGCAUCAAGAUGGCGUGAUUGAGCCGUCGAUGAGCGUGCCAUCACAAGAGGCAGGUUCUGCCCUUGGUGGCCCUCGAAUUAGCUCUUUUCGUGACAAGAGUGAUUCGUUAGCUUCCUUUGCUUCGGAAGGGAAGUUUUUAAUGCUAGCCGCUCCUAGUGAAGCGAAGAAGUCUCCCACUGCAUCAGCCGGCCGGAGGGUUGAAGAUCGAUUACACAGUUCAAAGACAGAUUUGGCUCCGAGAGGUCUGGGCCCAAGCACAUUGAGUGGCAUGUUCAGCAUGCUUGGAGCCUGCGCUGCAGUAACAGGAAACGCACAACGUCGCCCAGCAGGUUCAACGGAAGCUGAAAAUGGUGCCAUCAAGAAUACCCGCAGUGCCGGAGGGGAAGAGAGUUCCAAGCCUAAGCAUAAGCAGCCCAGCAGGUUGUCUGCUGCAGCAACUGCUGCGAUUUCGACAAAGGAUGUGAGCGAAUUUCGGUCUCUUCGGCGCGUCAGUCAUGUUGAACCGCCUGAAGAGUCAUCAGCUGACCGUUUUACCGCAAGGACCUCAGGAUCUACAGAGAAGUCAGACCUGGCUGCUCUUAGGGGUGAUCCAGCAUCAGACGAGUCGUUGCUAACAGGGAGAGAUCAGUGGUCGAAGACAAGCCCGUCGCCGAAGGCAGGGCAUGCAAGAGCGCGGCGCACGGUCUCCUUGGGAAUAACGGAGAUGCCAGAUGAUAUUAAAGGACGUGAUGCCCUGGAGCAGCCAAAGGCGCAGCUCUCAGUGGCAGCCGUAGUCUCCAGUGAAGGAGGAAAAGAACACUCCGGAGGGAAGGGCCAUCACCUUCACGAUUCCGAGGUUGCACGGUCCCCUCGGGCAAGUAGUUCCUUCCCGAAGGGACCUCCUGGUACUGGCAUUGAAAAGAAACUUCCGUCGGAGUCAGGGAGUCCCACGUCAUCACUUCGAAAGAGAGCUGGAGUCUUAGCAGCUUCAGAAACCUGCAGAAGCAUAGGGGAUGCAAAUACCCAACGAACACCACGCAGCCGCAGCAGUAGCUCCGAGCCACCUUCCGGCAAAGCGUCAUCUUCUCAUGGAGUGCCUACCAACCAGCAGACACGUGAACCCAAAACACCGCAUGAAACCAGGAAUACAGAGGCUCAGGGGCAACAGCAAAGGUCGCACAGCGGUUCGAUGGCAUAUCAAGGCACCGAAUGUGAAGGCCAGCUUCAGACCUUGAGGCGGCAAGUACCAUCAGUGGAAGAUCAGGCAUCUCAACAAGACGGUUUAGAGCAAUGCGAUAGAGUGGGAUUACGAACAGACGGCAUAAGCGAGGGACGGUCAGGCGACAAGCUUCGGCCUAACCAGCUAUUUCCGCACGACAUGAAGGAUGAAUGCGCAAAGCGACAAGAUGAGCAAGCGGCUUCUGCAGCCGCUCUGCUAGCUGCUGCUGCGGGAGUGGUAGACGCGUCUCUCCAGCAGCACCAGCAGAUGAUACAGCGCCAGCAGGAACACCACGAAGACUUGCAGAGGGCGCAGCAACGACGCAUUGACAUGCUUCAGGAGCAACUUGAACAUCUACAGAAGGCAAAGGAUGAGCAGCGAGAAUCUGGAGAGCAGGAGCAGAAAAAGUUAAUUCACGCACUUCAGUCAAAACUGGAGGAGUUGCAGAAGCGGCAGGAGCAGAGAGAACAAGAUUUCCAAGAUGCCCAACGCAAGCUUCAGGAAGAAUUAGAGGUGCAGUUGAAACAAAAGCUGGAAGAGCUGAGGUGCUCACCGCGGAGGACAAACAUAGAGGCAGGCACUUCAUGUUCUGUAGGCCAGAAUGACAUUCACGCUUCAUACUCGCGCAGGCAUGACACAGAUAUUCGAAAUAACCACGGUCUAAGGGCAGGCUAUCAGCAUGCGGCCUCUGGCGGAACCAACUCAUUCGAAAAUAAUACUGGUGAGCAGGCCUUGCACCCACAUCCGAUGCAAGAGAACGGCGGGAAGCGCCUUCCUGAUGUGCAUCCGUUUACAGCAGUAUCUGAGAAUUUUGCAGGCGUAAAUGCGAAACGUCUUAAUCAGUUUCCGUCGAGCGGGAAAAUGGAGGACGGCACUUUAAAUACCAUGCCUUGGCAUCGUGGAGGGCAGGAGCCACAGGGAUGUGCUGGACGAAUGGGUCUUCAUAAUGCAGCUACAGAUUCUCAGGGGCAACCCACGACGGACGCUUCAGGCGGAUAUAUGUGCGGGAAUAAUGAUCGAUGCAGUGACUCUGAUGAUGCUUCAAGUUGUGCAAGCAGUAGUCUCAUGGGGAGCCAGUGCGGGGUGCCGACCAAUAGCUGUUCAUUUGAGGAUGCUCCUACAGCCACCAGCAGCUCGUUCAUCAGCCAGUCUACGACACCUGCAGUGUGCUCAUCCGCUCCUUCUCAGCGUGGGAAUUACCUUGCCAGCGAAGGGCAAUCCGAUCGACAAAUGUACGCUGCUGGAGGCGAUCGACUGGUAUCGCAGUCCAUAGGUACUCACCGGCGGGAAAACGUUCUGCGCCGGAAUAAUAUCCCGAAUUCUCAGUCGUCAGAGCCGAUUUCAGCUACCCCUCAGUACGUACCAAUUAAUGCUGGGCAGGCUGAUCCGCUUCUUCCUCCGCGUGUAGUACACCGCAUUAGUAGCUCCACCGAUUCUUUGUGGAGCCCCAAAGCAUCCAAGAAUCACGCGGCUGGCAUGGGAGAGCGUGCACCUUGUUGCAGUACUGCGUGUACUUCCCGGCCGCAUGCGUACUCCUCAGCGAACUCUAGUGCCGGGACUACUACGCUGUCGGCAGGAUAUCGGGCAGGAUCUCAGGAGAAGCUCCUCCGCGGAGAGUUCGGCUAUUGCUCAGGGAGUCCUCACCACCCGCCAGACCAGGAUCCUGGACCGCGGGGGAGUGUAGCGGGCUCGGGGAUCUUCACUCUCCCAUACAUCAAGAUUACUGCAGCAGCCCAUGAACGCAAGCCAGUGCAAACCUCCUUCAACAGAUUUUCUGGGAGCAACUUCAGCCCGGAGCAGUACAACUCACCGGCACACAGAUUCGCGCAGCUCGCAAGAUUCCGGCACGAAACGUUCUAG
Molecule: messenger RNA, 4442 nt
Organism: Eimeria maxima
Lineage: Eukaryota; Apicomplexa; Conoidasida; Eucoccidiorida; Eimeriidae
Exons: 7
Source: RefSeq, a predicted model, not a curated record